Molecule: messenger RNA, 5844 nt
Organism: Cheilinus undulatus (humphead wrasse)
Lineage: Eukaryota; Metazoa; Chordata; Actinopteri; Labriformes; Labridae
Gene: kif14
Product: kinesin family member 14
Exons: 29
Coding region: 226-5136 (1636 amino acids)
Biological process (GO): microtubule-based movement
Molecular function (GO): microtubule binding; ATP binding; microtubule motor activity
Source: RefSeq, a predicted model, not a curated record
AGGAUAAAAAUAUAAAAAAAAGUAGCCUUGUUUGCAUGGACAUCGCAGUUUUUUUACUCCAAUGGAUCUAUAUUUACUUUUAACACAUCGAGCUUCACCUUCUAAAGUUUAUGGACAAUUUAUUGUGUUAUAGGUAAGGUAACUGCAGCGGAAUUGACGUUAACUAGCAAACUGGUAUUGGUGUUGUCGUUUCCUUCGUUUCUUCUUUUCCAGAAACCGACAGUCAUGUCGUUAUUUAGUGUACAAGCUAGAAAGCAUACUGCUUACUAUGAUAGUUUAAUGUCAACUUCAACAGCUAGGACACCUGGCAGAGGUGUGAUUUCAGAGCGGAAAACGACGGAUACGAUGCUGGGAAAGAGUGAUAUUACAUCCGGAGAGUCGGGGUUUGAAGUCAGCAGAUUAUCUGAUAAAAGCCGGCAGGUGAACAGGACUUAUGUCAUAUCUACACUGUCAAAGCAGCAGACACCUUACCGCGGCCGGCUUACUCUUCAGAGGAGGUCAAGGAGGAAAACUGGGGCUGAACCAGCGGAUAAGACAUUAGCUGAAAGCAGCCAGAACAGCACACCAGCCCCGGAGAAAAGACUGACCUUACAGCGCAGGACCAGGACUCCAUCUAUGGAUAAAAGCACGCCCCGCCAGCGUGGGGUCAGCGGCACAGGCUUGCAACAGACACCCAAAGUUCUCAGUGAACCUAAUGGCAGGGCUCCAGGUGUAUUCAGGUCCAUAAGUUUAAAAGAAACUGCACCUAGAAGCAGAGGAAGAGACACUCAUGUGGAUACCCAUGGAAGGUUGGCUCAGAGUAGGACGCCAUUCUCUGUGUCUUCAUCCAUAAGCAGGCAGCUAGAGGACCAGACCCAAACCUUUAAAACCCCCACCAAAAAGACCCCUUUUGAGAAAAUCGCCGCCAAGAGAGACGUUUUUGAGCGUUUGGCAGCCAAAGAAGCUCCUAAACCAGUGGUAGUAAAAGUUACAAGUCUAGAGAGACCCAACUCCAGACCACAGCAAGGAGAGGACACCAAACCUGUCCCUGCUCCUCGAGUUAGUAAAGCAUCUGCAGGUGUGCAAAAGCCCAACGCAGCUCAGCAGGUGAGGAAGACCUCCACCUCGAGCCAAAAGGGAGAAGUGACACAGACAAGGACAUCCACACCUGCCCCAACUUCAACUUUCACAGAGCAGCCUCUGUCCUGUCCCAGUGAGGCCCUGAAGCAGCAGGAUUCAUUUAAGAUGGAAAACAGUGCCGUUACUGUUGCUGUCCGUGUACGCCCUUUUAAUGCUAGGGAGAAGGUGGAGAAAGCAUCACAGGUCAUCUUCAUGAAUGGUCAAGAGACUGUUGUCCAUCAUCCAGACUCCAAACAGAGCUACUCUUUCAGCUAUGACUUCUCUUUCUGUUCUGUGGAUGAGUGUGACCCCACGUUUGCCAGCCAGCAGACGGUGUAUGAAACACUGGCUAAACCUCUGCUGCUUAGGGCCUUCGAAGGGUUCAACACCUGCCUGUUUGCUUAUGGACAAACCGGCUCAGGGAAGUCUUACACGAUGAUGGGCUUUGGGGAAGAGGAAGGGGUCAUCCCACGAUUUUGUGAGGAGCUUUUUGCAAGAUUGACAUCAAUGGAAAAUGAACAAGUCAAAUGCCAUGUAGAAAUGAGCUACUUUGAGGUGUACAAUGAGAAGAUCCAUGACCUGCUGGUUACCAGGGAUGAACCAAACCAGAGGAGAAUGCCUCUAAGAGUGAGGGAACAUCCAGUCCAUGGCCCCUACGUUGCUGACCUCUCUGCGAACAUUGUGAGCUCUUACAGUGACAUUCAGGGUUGGCUGAAGCUCGGAAACAAACAGAGAGCAACGGCAGCCACAGGAAUGAACGACAAAAGCUCCAGAUCUCACUCAGUCUUCACACUAGUGAUGACCCAGACUCAGACUGAGUUUGUUGAAGGUGAGGAGCAUGACCACAGUAUUACCAGCCGGAUCAACCUGGUGGACCUGGCAGGCAGCGAACGCUGUCGCUCUGCUCAGACAACUGGAGACAGACUCAGGGAAGGUGCUAGCAUUAACAAAUCCCUGCUUACCUUGGGAAAGGUCAUCUCUGCCCUGUCAGAACAAGCACUGACCAGAAAGAAGGUCUUCAUACCGUACCGAGAGUCUGUUCUGACAUGGCUGUUGAAAGAGAGCCUUGGUGGUAACUCUAAGACGGCGAUGAUUGCCACGCUGAGUCCAGCAGGCUGCAAUGUGGAGGAAAGCCUAAGUACCCUGCGCUAUGCUCAGCAGGCCCGCACCAUCAUUAAUGUGGCAAAAGUCAAUGAGGACACUAGUGCCAAGUUGAUCAGAGAGUUGAAGGCUGAGGUGGAGAAGCUGCGAGCAGCCCAGAUGAGCUCUCAGGGCAUCGAGCCAGAGAGGGUCAGGCUGUUCGAGCAGGAGAUCACUGCCCUGAGAAACAAACUCUGUCAGCAGGAGAGAGAAAUGGUCGAGGCCAACCGGGCAUGGAGAGAGAAGCUGGAACAAGCAGAAAUCCGCAAACGUGAAGAAACCAAAGAGUUGCAAAAAGUAGGCGUGUCAUUCAAAGUGGACAAUCGUCUUCCUAAUCUGGUGAACCUGAACGAGGAUCCUCAGCUGUCUGAAAUGCUUCUCUACAUGAUCAAAGAGGGUCGAACCACAGUGGGGAAGCUCAAGUCGGAGUCCAGCCAUGACAUCCAACUAACAGGAGCCCUCAUUGCUGACCAACAUUGUGUUAUAAACAACAUCCAGGGUACAGUGAGCGUCACUCCCAUGGACAACGCCAAAACUUUUGUUAAUGGAAACCUUGUGUCAGAAUCAACAGUGCUGCACCAUGGUGACAGGGUGAUUCUGGGCGGAGACCACUACUUCCGCUUUAACCAUCCAGCAGAGGUGCAGUCUGGGAAGCGGGUGUCAUGCUGGACAGGUGCAGGCAAUGGCCACAAAGAUUUUGAAUUUGCCAAAAAUGAGCUGCUUGCUGCUCAAAGAGCUCAGCUGGAAGCAGAAAUUGAGGAAGCCCAUUUAAAGGCCAAAGAGGAGAUGAUGCAGGGAAUCCAGAUGGCGAAAGAAGUGGCCCAGAAGGAGCUUCUUGACCAGAAGGCUCUUUAUGAAGACAAGAUCCAAGCCCUGGAGAGAGAGCUGAGUGGGGAGAGUGAGCGAAAGCGUCAGCAGGAUUUAGACCAGCAAAGGGUGGCCAACCAAAUGGCAGAGCUGAAGAUGGCAAAGCUGGAGCUGGAGCAGGAGGUGGACACCCACAAGAAACGCCUCCGUCUGCACAUGGAAGCCCAGGCAAUGGAAGAACACCGUGUGCGUCAGGCGAGGAUUGUUGAGGCCCUGGAGGCUGAGAAGAGGAAGAUCAGCAAAGAGCUCGAGGAGAUACAAAAGAAAAGAGCCCUAAGGGAAAAUCACACUCCCAGAAAUGUGUCUCCUCAGUGGGAUGCCAUGAAGCUGUCUCUGAUGAUUGAGGAGGCCAACAAGAUUAGUGCUAAACUGAAGAAAAACACAGUUUUUAGCCGACAUGAAAGCUCUGAUGAUGGGAACCAGGAAAAUGGGGGCUUGCUGCAGGUGCGGGUUCAGAACACCAAGCUGGGGAUCUCUACUUUCUGGAGCCUGGAUAAGUUCCAAAACAAUAUGGCAGCCAUGAGGGAGAUUGAGCAGGGGGAUCACACCUCUAAAGAUGACGAUGUGUUUUAUGACCCUGAUGAUGAGUGGGAGCAAGAUAUAUCGGCCUCCUCUGCUUCCACAACCUCCUUUUCACGCCGAAGGAGCAGGAGCUUGUUGAAGAGCAGGAGAAUCUCAGGGCGUCUCUAUGAGAUCCGGGUCCAUCCAAUUCAGAGCCUUCACAACAGCUCUUCACAGUCGACUGGGCUGAUGGGUUCAGCUAUGCCACCCUCCACUCAUUCCAGUAGCACUGAUUCCUCCAUGCCUGGCAUCUGCAAGGAGCUGAUUGGCCAGUCAGUGGCCUGUCUGCGUGGUUGUAGUGGGACAGAAGAGAGCUUGGCAGACAGGUUGGCCUCUGAUCUACAUAAGGUUUAUAUGGCGGUUCAGACCAUAUCUGACUCCUACAACAGCCUGGAUGAUGACAGUCAGGAGAAUGUUUUUAUGUGUAACUUGGCGGCCCAGACACAGCUGGUCAAGGCCACCGCAGCCAUAGAGAGUGUAGUGUUUGUUACCAUGCAGUGGUUGGCCAGCAUUAAACCCUCCUUUGGCCUGCUCUACACCGUUGCUGAGGAACUGAAGAGUCAAGUGAAGAAGAUGGGAGGAUUCUUCCAGCUGCUCAUCCAGGGUUGUGAAUCAGAGAUCACAUCGAUGGUGACGGAGGCGCAGAAGAAGAGCAGUCAGUGUUUGGACGCAGCAUUGCUUGCACUUGGCCACCUGGCGGCAAUGACAGGCAUGCAGCUGAAUGCUAUGGAGCGGGCUGCCCAAGCCACAGGCAAGAAAUCUAUUGUAGUGUGUCUGCUAAAGGGGGCCAAUAAAGGGGUUUGCUCCCUUUUAGAGGAGAGCCUCAUUAUCGCCAGAGAAAUGCUGAGAGCGGCUCAGGUGGCUUAUCCCAGGAACAAAGACCUGCAGAACCUUAAAUCUCGCACGCUUGAUUUAGCCCGUGCUCUGCAGAAUUUCAUGCACUUCCAUAUUACGGAGAGGCAGACCGACCCAGAGGAGGGGGAAGAGGAGGCCUCAGCUUCCCAUUUGCAGAGACUGAUGACUACAGCGACUAAGCUGUUCCAGCUGAACCAGGCCAUCAGGCAGCUGCAUUCCUCUGUGUCCGCGACAUUGCAAGGAAAAGACAGAGUCUCUGAUCUCAGCAGCUGCAUAGAAGCGAUCUCUUCCUCUGCCAAGACAGUAGAUGAGCAGGUCACUGAUCUGUCCAAAGAGGGGUCGUUGGCUCUGGCUUUGCAUCUUCCCUCUCAUGAGGGUGUCACUGCUGCACGAGAUGACCUCCAUUCUGCUCUGCAGUCUCUGUUCUUGUCCUGGAACCAAGACGGUGCAGAAGAAAGUAAAAACUCUGCUGCUCCAGAUAAGGGCAUAGAAGACAAAAUCUUAACCAAAGACAGAGCUAUCACUCACUGUGCUGUUAAAAAUCAAGUUGUGAGUAAGACGGUGUACUCCCUUCCUCCAGGUGUAUCAUUUAAGGGCAGCUCUCACUGGGUGUGAUGGAAAUUUAUACAAAUUCAUUUUUUUGUGCUGUGCUCACAUUGUGUAAAAUUUAUUGUAAAAAUGAACUGCUUGUAUCACAAAUAACUUGAGCUAACACUCCUGGUAACAAGUGGGUCAUAAAGCGGACAGAGUCUUAACAUCCAAGGUGAUCAUGUAUACAUUCACAACCUAUGCUACUUUCUCAAUGUAAAACAGAAAUAAUAAAUGCAGGUUUUCCAAAUCUUAUAAAUAUGGUUUUGAGGUUUAAGAUGAUUUUAGAUACAUGAACUGGGAACAAAAAUGUGUAGAAAUAAACAGCCGUUUAUGAUGUAAAAACACAUGUAAGACCAGUUAAAGAUUGUAAGGCUAAGUCAUUUAUUGAUGUAGCAGGCCUCCUCUGUUAUACAUGUUUUUAGGCCAUUUGAUUUUUUUUUCGCUUGGUUUAAGGCAAUUAACUAAUAUGUCUAUAUAAGGCAGCUCAGGUCAGGUUUUGUAAAAAAAAAAAAAAGAAAACUUCUUUCUCGUUUCUGCUGUAUAUAAUUUUUUUUUUUUCUGAUUUUUUUUUUGCACUCAAAUGGAGUUUUGCUCUUUUACGAUGUACAACACAUACGCUUCUAUUUGCACUCAGGAGAAUCUUGUAAGGCCUGUUUCUUAUCAAUUCUUGCACGCUGAUUUUUGUCCUUUAAGUCUUUUGUUUCUCUUGUAAAAAAGAUAAAUAUAGUCUCU